AUGCAAGGUGCAGGUCUGCCAGCGCUCCACGCGGCCUGCCUUUACGGCCGGCUGGCUACUGUACAGCUCCUGACGGAGACCACGCCGGGGUCGGUGAACAGCAGUGAUGCUCAGGGUUGCCGGCCCAUUCACAUGGUCAUGUCCUCCCGAAGCUCACCCAACACCUCCGCCUGUCUCAGAUACUUGCUGGAGAACGGAGCUGAUGUCAAUGUUACCACAGACUCAGGCCAGACCCCACUGCACCUGGCUGCCUCCGAAGGCCUCCUGGACUGCACAGAGGUCCUCGUGCAGGCCGGUGCAGAUGUGCUGGCUCAGGACAGCAUGGGACUCACACCUCUGGAUUUGGCCCGCAUCUGGUGCCACAGAAAGGUAGCAAGGUAUCUGAAAAGCUGCAUGUGGAAGGCAGAAAAAAGGAAGGAAAUGGAGGAGAGGAAGCUAGUACAAGCUUUGUACAGUGAUCUUGUGGACAUGUCCAAACGGAAUAAUCUCAACAAAAGGGUUAGUUCGUUGUGGAAAUUCAGGAUUUCAACACUGAUAGAUGAGAAGAUGGCAGAGUGGGCGAACAAGAAAGGUUUUCCCCUCCUAAAGGAUUUCUCCCCCAGAGUCCUGGUGAGCCGGUACCACACCCAGUGCCUCUCAUCAGAUCAGGACAGCUCUAAUCUACAACAUGCCAAGGGCCUGAGAAAGCACCAGCCAAGAGGCCACCAGGAGGAUCAGGCAAUCACUUCCUCAAAACCACCUCCAGCUUCAGCCCUCAAGCCCUGGACCAUCUACAUGGGCCUCCAGCCAGAGAAACCCCCAACAGUGCCUGACCUCCGGGACAGUGUCAGAGUAUGGAGAGACAUCAGCAGCAGCCAGCCUCAGUACACCACCAUGUGGGAUGGCACACCUCAUGCCGCCCCUGACCUGCCUCUGGAUGUCCUUGAGAGGGUGUUGUUCCCCAGGGCCUUCCCUUCCAGGAUCCUCUCCCCUCAGCACUUUGCGCCACAGAACAUUGCGGAGGUCCAGCACAGAGGAUGCCCCGAGGGGCGGAGCACCUCCCCCUGGACAGAGGUGGCCAUGCACCUGGCUGAGGUGCUGGAACCUGGACACUACUGA
Messenger RNA from Toxotes jaculatrix (banded archerfish), 1098 nucleotides. RefSeq names its product ankyrin repeat domain 53 (gene ankrd53). The record is from RefSeq and is a predicted model, not a curated record. The transcript is spliced from 5 exons. Gene Ontology annotation, molecular function: protein binding. Gene Ontology annotation, biological process: regulation of mitotic cytokinesis; regulation of mitotic spindle organization; mitotic metaphase chromosome alignment. Gene Ontology annotation, cellular component: spindle pole. The coding region runs from base 1 to 1098 and encodes 365 amino acids. Lineage: Eukaryota; Metazoa; Chordata; Actinopteri; Toxotidae.